Molecule: messenger RNA, 1898 nt
Organism: Musa acuminata AAA Group (dessert banana)
Lineage: Eukaryota; Viridiplantae; Streptophyta; Magnoliopsida; Zingiberales; Musaceae
Product: glucan endo-1,3-beta-glucosidase 10-like
Exons: 2
Coding region: 482-1741 (419 amino acids)
Biological process (GO): carbohydrate metabolic process
Cellular component (GO): plasma membrane
Molecular function (GO): hydrolase activity, hydrolyzing O-glycosyl compounds
Source: RefSeq, a predicted model, not a curated record
UGGGUGGGGCAGCGGCAUGAGCAGCUUUGCAGUGGAACGGAGAGGCUCAUCCUUUGUGCCACCCACAUGGCCGUGCGAAAAGGAGGAGAGAAGAAGUCCAUAUAUGAUAAAGCAAAGGCUUUGUCAACUAGCGUCUCUCUGACACAAUUGAUGCCGGAUUCUUCAUGUUCGUCGCUCUCAAGUCUCUCCUCUGCUCAUCGUCCAAAGUUUUAUGUAGUUUAUGGUCUUCUUCAUCGUCCUCCAAUGGCCUUAGGACAAAACAACAGCUCACAAAUCCCACUCCCUCCACUUUAAUUGGUUCCCAUCUCUCUGUCUCUCUGUCUCUCUCUCUUUGAUGUGAACCCAUGACUCACGUCCUCCCUACUCUUCUUCACACACCGGGCGCGCAGAGAUGGGCGUGAGAUGAGACGGGUAUAAUGUGAGCUCUGCAAUUGCUGCAAGUACUACUACCACUCCCCGCAGCCGCGCGCAAGACACAACAAUGACAUUUGAUAUUUGGCCUCUGCUCGCUGCCGUCGCGUGGCUCGUCGUCCCGUCCUCCGCCACCUCUGCCUCUCUCGUUGGCGUGAACUACGGGCGAGUGGGCGACAACCUCCCCCCGCCCGAAGCCGUGCCCCGCCUCCUCGCCUCCAUAGGCGUCGGCCGCGCACGCAUAUACGACGCUGAUCCGGGAGUCCUCCACGCCUUUGCCAACACUGGGGUUGAGCUCGUCAUCGGCCUCCCCGACAGCUGCCUGGCCACGAUGGCCGCGGACCCAGCCGAGGCCCUCGCCUGGGCCCGCGCCAACGUCCAGGCGUACCUCCCUGCCACCAAGAUCGUCGCCGUCACCGUCGGCAACGAGGUGCUCACCAAUGCCAACGACACCGGCUUCGCCCUCGCCCGCUGCCUCGUCCCCGCCAUGGAGGCCCUCCACUCCGCGUUCGCCUCCCUCGGCCUCGACCGUGACGUUGCCGUCACCACUGCCCACUCCCUGUCCGUCCUCGCCACGCCUUCCUACCCGCCAUCCGCUGCCGUGUUCCGCCGCGAACUCCUCCCCUACGUCUGCCCCCUCAUCGCCUUCCACGCCGGCACCCGCUCCCCCUUCUUCGUCAACGCCUACCCCUACUUCGCUUAUACGCAGGAGAGCUCGGGAGUGGCGCUCGAGUUCGCCCUCCUCGACCCCGACGCCACCGGCUUCACCGACCCUGGAUCUGGCCUCUGCUACACCAACCUGCUCCACUCCCAAGUCGACGCCGUCUACCACGCGAUCCUGGCGGCCGGUGGCGAAGCCGGGAAGCUGGUCGAGGUGCGAGUGUCGGAGACAGGGUGGCCGUCGGCCGGCGACCCGGACGAGCGUGGAGCCAUGCCGGAGAACGCCGCCAGAUACAACGGGAACCUGAUGCAGCUGGUGGCAGAGCAGAAGGGGACGCCGCUGGUGCCCGGGACGCCGCUCCGGGCAUACGUCUUCGCGCUGUUCAACGAGAACCAGAAGCCAGGGCCGACAUCGGAGAGGAACUACGGGCUCUUCAAGCCCGACGGCACGCCCGUCUACCAUCUCGACAUCACGGUGCCGCCGGAGAACGCCACCGCCGCAGGCGGAGGCGGUGAUGGUGGGAUCUCGACGCCGGAGCCAGACGGCGAGUCCUCCUCCGGCUACUUCAGCAUCUCCUCCGCAGCAGAGCGGCGGCGAUCGCAGCGGCCAUGGAAGACGGAGGCGGUGGUCGUAGCUCAACUUGCGUUGGCUUCCAUUUGGUGGCACUGACAGCUGACACAUAAAGAAGCUCAGUUUCCAUUUGUGACAUCUUUUAUUGUCGUCGUUUAGGACCAUUAAAUGAUCAUUUCAAUGGUACGAGGGCGAGCCAAAACUAAGGAGAAAUGUGUCGGAAAGCUGUGGAAGUAAUCUAUCUUCAAAUUCUUGA